Cynocephalus volans (Philippine flying lemur) is the source of this 564-nucleotide messenger RNA. RefSeq names its product chromosome 3 C19orf84 homolog (gene C3H19orf84). The record is from RefSeq and is a predicted model, not a curated record. The transcript has 2 exons. The coding region runs from base 1 to 564 and encodes 187 amino acids. Lineage: Eukaryota; Metazoa; Chordata; Mammalia; Dermoptera; Cynocephalidae.
AUGGAACAGCUAAAGGAAGGGGCUGAGCCCGAAGGGAACGACCUGUCCCUGCCAUCACCUGGGACUGAAUCGUGGCCCCCUGCGCCCAUCCCAGUCCUGCCACCCUCGCUCCUGGGCACCCCAGAUCCAGCCCACCUGGGGCUCCCUGAGAGCCUGGCCUCUGUUACCGUCCCCAUCCGUCUGGAUGCCCUCUCCUACCUCCUGCAUAGCGCCUUUCUGGGGGUGUAUAGCUUCCAACAGUCCUUGCCCUCCUGCCCCUGCUUCCUCCAGGCAUGCCAUACCCAGCCGGCCACAGCCAAGAGGCCUCCACGGGGACGUGGGGGAUGGGAAGCCCGGCGCAGGCCAGGCAGGGGCCAGGGCCGGCAGUGGUGGCGACCUGGGAGAGUCGAGCAGUCACAGAAGGAGUGGGUGGAGGGCCCUGGGGCUGGCCCCAAGACCCCGCUGAUGACACCACCAUCACCACCACCACCACCACCUUCCCAGAAUAUGAAGAAGGAAGCCCAGGGUCUGGAGCCACCCCUAGACACACCACCUGCUACUGAGGACUGGGAGACAGAGUAUUAG